Molecule: messenger RNA, 8869 nt
Organism: Menidia menidia (Atlantic silverside)
Lineage: Eukaryota; Metazoa; Chordata; Actinopteri; Atheriniformes; Atherinopsidae
Source: the annotation of a GenBank genome assembly
CCCUCUCAAUGGGAAGCAACAGAAAGUGAAGGAGGGGCAAACAAAUGCAAGCAGAUAAAAAGCUGACGCAGAGUGAGUCCCAACAGUCCCAGCAGACAUGGGAUCAAGUCGGAGGAUGCCUUGGAUCCAGAUGUUGCUGUGGGGGGGCUUGUUGGCAUUUGCCUUCAUGAUAAGCCCAGCUACUGCUGGAAUUAAACUUAUGUCUGCACCCAACCUGAUGCGAGUUGGAAUAGAGGAAAACAUCUUUGUGGAGAUUCAACACUGCGAGCAUCAACAUGACAUCAAUGUUGAAAUCAUGGUGAAAAAUCAUCCAACAAAAAGGAAAACCUUGAAAUCAACAACUGUGACCCUCAGAAAGGCAGACAAUUACCAGGGCGUUGGAAGACUGACGGUUCCUACAGAAGAAUUCUCGAAUGACGUCAAUGCAAAGCAAUAUGUUUACAUUCAAGCACAGUUCCCUGACGCACUGCUAGAGAAGGUUGUGAUGAUCUCCUUCCAGUCUGGUUACAUUUUUAUACAGACUGACAAGACCAUAUAUACUCCUGCUACUAGUGUCCGUUACAGGGUUUUUGCUCUAAGGCCUAGCUUGGAGCCGGUGGCUAGGGAUGCUCAACAAAGUUCUGACACUUCAGUAUUGAUUGAAAUUGAGACUCCCGCUGGCAUUGUUAUAAAAUCAAACAAAUAUUCAAUGACUUCAGGGAUCUACACUGGGGCUUAUACACUUCCUGAAAUUGUCAGUAUGGGCCAGUGGAAGGUUGUGGCAAAGUUCGAAAACAACCCACAGCAAAGUUUCUUUUCUGAGUUUGAGGUCAAAGAAUACGUACUUCCCUCUUUUGAGGUGAAAUUGUCAACUCCACCUGAGAGCCCCUUUUUCAAUGUGGAAAGCGACUCGCUUACCAUUACCAUCAAAGCUUCGUACGUUUUUGGUGAAGAUGUGGAGGGGUCAGCCUAUGUGGUAUUUGGGCUCAUUGGUGAGGGUAAAAAAAGAAGCUUUCCUGGUUCUCUUCAGCGGGUCCUAAUCAACAGAGGUAAGGGAUCUGCCAUUUUGAGGAAAGUGGACAUCACACAGACUUUUCCCAACAUCAACGAGCUGGUUGGGAAGUCCAUUUACGUAACUGUCAACGUGCUAACAGAGAGUGGUGGUGAAAUGGUAGAGACAGAGCUAAGAAGCAUCAAGAUCGUCACAUCCCCCUAUACCAUCACUUUCAAGCGAACAUCCAAAUAUUUCAAACCAGGAAUGUCCUUUGAUGUUGCGGUUGAAGUUGUGAAUCCUGAUGAUUCUCCGGCCAAGGGUAUUCCUGUAAUCAUCAACCCUGGAGGGGUGUCGGCUGUCACCAGAGACAAUGGGCUUGCCAGGCUUACCAUCAACACUGUUUCCAAUGCUGAUCGCCUGAGCAUUACAGCAGAGACCACACACCCCGGUCUGUCCCCCAGUAGACAAGCCAGGGCUUCUAUGGAUGCUUAUCCAUACAAGUCCCAAAGCAACAGCUUCCUUCACAUAAAUGUGGAUACAGCUGAGGUGGCGUUAGGAGAUGACAUGAAAAUUCUCUUCUUUAUUAGCUGGCCAGACAAUCAGCCAAAAGACAUAACAUAUCUGGUCCUGAGCAGAGGCCAGAUAGUCCAAAAUUACCGUUAUGUUAACAAAGGUCUACAGCAGAUUUCCCGCUCAAUUCGAAUAACCAAAGAAAUGUUGCCGUCAUUCCGCAUUGUGGCCUACUGCCAUUCAAACUCUGGUGAACUGGUUUCAGACUCUGUCUGGAUCGACGUAAAAGACUCAUGCAUGGGAACGCUGAAGCUGGAAACAGUGAAGCCCGCACGGUCCUAUGAACCCGGACAGUCAUUCGAUCUGAAGAUCACAGGAGAUCCUGGGGCCACAGUGGGACUGGUGGCAGUUGACAAAAGUGUCUACAUUUGGGACACAGUGGAGAAAUAUGACCCGGGCUGCACGUCAGGAGGAGGGAAGGACAACAUGCAUGUGUUGUACGACGCAGGGCUGAUUUUACAGACCAGCACAGGCUCUGGGACGCCCUCCAGAACAGAAUUGUCGUGUCCAUCUCCCAGCAGGAGGAGACGAGCCAUUACUAUAAUGGAUGUCAGAACCAGCUUUAAAUAUGAAGACCAGGAACAGAGAGAAUGCUGUUUAGAUGGUAUGAGGGAAGUCCCUGUUUCGUACUCUUGCAAGAGGCGCACUGAGUACAUUGUGGAUGGUAAAAAUUGCGAAAAUGCCUUCCUGUUCUGCUGCGAGGAGAUGCAAAAACAUCAAGAUGCAAAAAAGGACGAAGUCCUCCACCUAGCUCGCAGCGAGGAAAACGACGGAUAUUUGGGCAAGAGUGAGAUAAGGUCUCGGUCAUAUUUUCCCGAAAGUUGGCAUUGGACUGACGUCAAGCUGGAAGCUUGCCCCUCAGGAAGUCACAGCUGUGGGACCAAGACAUUUGAGCAAAGAGUUUAUGUGCCUGAAUCAAUCACAACCUGGGAGCUGACCGGCAUAAGCCUUUCAAAAACUCACAGCAUCUGUAUUGCCGAGCCAUUAGAAGUUGUUGUCUGGCAGCAAUUCUUCAUUGAUCUCAGGCUGCCAUAUUCUGCCGUCCGAGGAGAGCAGCUGGAAAUCAAAGCAAUCCUGCACAACUACAAAUCCGAAGCUAUCACGGUCCGCGUGGAGCUGAAAGAAGAAAAACAUGUGUGCAGUGGAGCCUUUAAGAAAAACUGGUUUGUAGAGGAGGUUAUAGUUGGAGCUGAAACUACAAGAUCGGUGCCUUUUAUCAUCAUUCCCAUGACCCUUGGAGAAGUUCCUAUUGAGAUCAAAGCUUCUGUUAAAUACGGACAAUACGGUGAUGGAAUCAAGAAAAUGCUUCGUGUCGUGUCUCCGGGUGUGCUGGUCAGAAGUGAAAAGAGUGUAAAACUGGAACCUGGCAGGAGAGGUGGUACGCAAGUGGAAGUUAUCAGAAGUGACAUUUCAACAGGAGAUAUGGUUCCAAACACGCCCUCAAACACAUUGGUCUCUGUGACAGGACGAGAGCAAAUGAGUACACUGUUGGAGCAUGCCAUCAGUGGGGAGUCUAUGGGUAAUCUGAUCAGGCAGCCCGCAGGAUGUGGAGAGCAAAACAUGAUUCAACUGACCCUUCCUGUCAUUGCAACCGUUUACUUGGACAAAACCAACCAGUGGGAACUUGUGGGCUUUGAGAGGCGCAACGAAGCCCUGCAGCACAUGGCAACCGGUUAUCAGACAGAACUCACCUUCCGUAAAAACGAUGGGUCGUUUACUAUUUUUCAACACUGUAAAAGUACAACCUGGUUGACUGCUUAUGUUGCCAAGGUGUUUGCGAUGGCCUAUGAUUUUGCGAUAAUCAAAGUUGAAAUUAUUUGUGAGGCCAUCAAGUUUAUGAUUCUUCGCACACAGCAACCUGAUGGACAGUUUGUGGAAAUUGGAGAUGUGUACCAUAAAGAAAUGAUUGGGGAUGUGGGUGGACUGGAUACAGAUGCCUCAAUGACAGCUUUUGUCCUGAUUGCCAUGCAAGAAUCAGAAAGUUUAUGCUCAAGCACUGUUGGUAGUAUGCCAAACGCCAUAUCUAAAGCAACGACCUAUCUGGAGAGGCGCCUGCCUCAUCUCACCAAUCCUUAUUCUGUUGCAAUGACAUCAUAUGCCCUGGCAAAAGCUAACAAAAUGAAGAAGGAGAUCCUCUUCAAAUUCGCUUCCCAAGACCGAACCCACUGGCCCGUUGCAAAGGGAGACAUUUUCACACUGGAGGCCACAGCUUAUGCUCUCCUUGCACUUGUCAACGUCAAGGCCUAUGCAGAGGCUAAACCUAUUGUGAGAUGGCUGAGCGAACAGAAGAAAGGAGGUGGAGAAUAUGGAUCAACUCAGGCUACUAUUAUGGUGUACCAGGCUGUAGCAGAGUACUGGGCAAAUGCCAAUGAACCAGCAUAUAAGCUCUCUGUGGAUAUGAAGUUACCAGGAAAGAACCUGAUUGACAAAUACAGCUUUGACAACAAUAACCACUACACAACAAGGACAUCUAAGUUUCAAGGUAUUAACAAGGAUAUAGAAUUGACUGCAAAAGGAACAGGGGAAGGAAUGUUUAAUAUGGUGUCACUGUAUUAUGCCAUGCCUAAAACUCAGAAGAAAGAUUGUGAGCGGUUCCACCUGGCUGUGGAGCUCAUCCCAGAUACGAUCACAGAGGAAAAGAGCAUUUACAAGCUGAAAAUAGAGUUUUACUAUAAGCACAAGGAACGAAAUGCAUCAAUGUCAAUCUUGGAUAUUGGAUUACCGACUGCCUACAUUUUUAACAAAAAUGACCUGGAUGCAUUAUCUAAGGGACGAGACCGCUUGAUCUCUAAAUAUGAGAUGAACAAUGCUCUGUCAGAAAGAGGCUCCCUCAUCAUUUACUUGGAUAAGGUGUCCAACUCACGGCCGGAGGAAAUCUCCUUCAGGAUCGAGCGGGUGAUGAAGGUUGGUGUGUUGCAACCAGCUGCUGUCUCAAUCUAUGAAUACUAUGACAAGAAACACUGUGUGGAGUUUUACCGUCCUGAGCGAAAAAGCGGAGCGCUGGAGAAAAGAUGUACAGAGGAUGCAUGCAUUUGUGCCGAAGAGAGUUGCUCAAGGCAGAAAAAAGAUGAUAUCAGAAAUGAAGAUCGUACUAAAAAAGCUUGUGAAUCCACUUCUACCAGCAAAAUAGAUUUUGUUUAUAAAGUGCAGGUGGAACAUUAUGAAGACGCUUUGAGUGUUGACGUUUACAAUAUGCGGAUUCUAAAUGCCUUUAAGGAAGGCAGCACUGAUGUCGGUCCAAAAGAUCAACUACGCAAAUUUCUCGUCCCUCAGCACUGCAGCAAAGCUCUGGAUCUGCAAACCGACAAAACCUACUUAAUCAUGGGCUCAUCAUCAGAUAUUUACAUACAUGAGAACCAGAACCAGUACAUUGUGGGUGAAAAGACCUGGGUCGAGUACUGGCCCACCGGACCAGAGUGUCAGGAUCCGCAGUACAGGCCUACUUGUAAGGGCAUGGAGCACCUUGUUGAGCAGUUUGAGCUCUUUGGAUAUGUAUCGUCUUAUCUUCUUGUUCAGGAGGUGAUGUCUGCUCCCAAUUUGCUGCGAGUGGGGACAUGGGAAAACAUAUUUGUUGAGAUUCAGGACUGUACGCUUCAAGGCAACAUUGAUGUUCAAAUCUUUGUGAAGAACCACCCAUCCAAAAGCAAAAUUAUAACAUCUACAACUGCGACCCUCACAAAGGCAAAUAAAUAUCAGUUUUUGGCACGUGUGAAGAUCCCUACUGGAGAGUUAAGUAAGGACCCCAACGUCAAGCAGUUUGUUGUUCUUCAAGCACAGUUCCCCGGUCGACUGCUGGAGAAAGUCCUGUUAGUUUCCUUCCAGUAUGGCUUCAUUUUUAUCCAGACUGACAAGACCAUAUAUACUCCUACUCAAGAUGUCCGUUACAGAAUUUUUGCUCUGAGGCCAAAUAUGGAGCCAGUGGAAAAGGGGAGUGAAAAAGAUACAGAGUCUUCAGUUCUCAUCGAAAUUAUGACCCCUGAUGGCAUUGUUGUCCAAUCUGAUAGUUCCUCACUGACAUCAGGGAUGAAAUCUUCAAUUUACACUCUUGAGGACAUCGUCAGUUUUGGCAUGUGGAAGGUAACGGCAAAGUUCCAAAACAGCCCACAGCAGACCUUCUUUGCAGAGUUUGAGGUCAAAGAAUAUGUGCUUCCCAGUUUUGAGGUCAAACUAUCAGUCGUUGGUGACCCAUUCUUCUAUGUGGACAGCAAUGAACUGACCAUCAACAUCAAAUCUACGUACGUUUUUGGUAAAAAAGUGGACGGGACAGCCUAUGUGGUGUUUGGGGUCUAUAGUAACAAUGCCAAAAAGGGUUUUCCAGAUUCUCUUCAGACAGUCAGGCUUUCCAGGGGUGAAGGCACUGCUACAUUAAGGAAGGCAGACAUUUUAAAGACCUUCAAAAACAUUAACGAACUGGUGGGCAGCUCCAUCUAUGUAGCCGUCAGUCUACUGACACAGACUGGAAGUGAAAUGGUGGAAGCAGAGUUAAGAGGCAUUGAGAUGGUCACAUCACCCUACAAGAUCUUUUUCAAGAGGACGGCGAAAUUUUUCAAGCCAGGAAUGUCUUUUGACGUCAUGGUCGAGGUUUUAAAUCCUGAUGGUACUCCAGCAAAUAAUGUGCCUGUGGUGGUUAAUCCUGGAGGAAUUAAGAGCAGCACCAAUGCAAAUGGCCUUGCCAAGGCUACCAUCAAUCCUAAGGACAAGUCGAGACUGACAGUUACAAUUCAUUUAGAUCGGAUAUUGAGCAGAGGUCAAGUGGUGGGAAAUUUCCGAUUUGAGAACAACGCUCUGAACCAGAUAUCCCAGAUGGUUGAAUUUACCAAAGACAUGCUGCCAUCAUUCCGCAUUGUAGGCUACUACCACAAAGCCUCUGGUGAAGUGGUAUCAGACUCAGUUUGGGUGGAUGUAAAAGACACCUGCAUGGGAAUGUUGAAGCUGGAGGUGGUUGGACCUGCUCCAUCCUAUGAACCUCGCAGAACGUUCAAAUUGAAGGUCACAGGAGAUCCUGGGGCCACAGUAGGACUGGUGGCAGUUGACAAAAGCAUUUAUAUCUUAAACAACAAGAAUCGGCUGACACAGAAAAAGGCAAUUUCUUUGUACUGUCUCUUAAAAUAUCAUCUAUUUUAUCAGUGUGGUAUUUGGGACACAGUGGAGAAAUACGACCCAGCGUGCACAGCCGGUGGAGGGGCGAACAACAUGAAAGUGUUUUACGAUGCUGGGCUCAUGUUGAAGUCCCCCAACAGCGAAACUCCCGACAGAACAGGCAGAAUCAGCUGUUAUCGCUCAGUGUGCAGUUUUUGUUUAGGAGUUUAUUUCUGCAUAUUUUGUACAGAGAAGAGCACUGAGCCACCUAGCCCGGUGAGUGAAUUUAAAGAAAAAGAGGAGCAGGAAUGCUGUUUGGAUGGCAUGCGAGAAGUCCCUGUUUCGUAUGACUGCAAAAGACGCAGUGAAUACAUCGACAAUAAUGAGAAAUGCACCAAGGCCUUCCUGCGCUGCUGCGACGAGAUGAGUAAAAUUCAAGAAGACAACAAGAAGGAACUCUUACAACUUGCUCGCAGUGAACACGAAGAUAAUUACAUGGACAGGAAUGACAUUCAGUCUCGUACUAAUUUUCCUGAAAGCUGGCAUUGGACUAAUGUCAAACUGACUUGCCCACCAACUGAUGCUAACUGUAAGGUUGCAUCCGCCGAACAAUAUGUUCCUUUGCCCGACACGAUCACAACCUGGGAGAUGACUGGCAUUGGCUUGUCAAACACGCACAGCAUCUGUGUCGCUGAUCCACUGGAAGUCGUUGUCUGGAAGCCUUUCUUUAUUGACCUCAAGCUUCCAUAUUCAGCUGUCAGAGGAGAGCAAGUGGAAAUCAGAGCAAUUCUCCACAACUACAAUAUUGAGACUAUCACUGUACGCGUGGAGCUUAAAGAAGAUGAUGGCGCAUGCAGUUCAGCUUAUAAGAAAGGGUGGUUUUCUCAGGAGGUUCAAGUUGGACCUGAAACGACACGAGCUGUAGCAUUUAUCAUCAUUCCUAUGAGGACUGGAUCAAUCCCCAUUGAGGUCAAAGCAGCUGUUAAGAACUCGUACUUCAGUGAUGGAAUUGAGAAGAACCUCCGUGUAGUGCCUCCAGGUGUGCUGGUGAAAACUCCGUUUGAUGUCAUUUUAGAGCCAAGCAAGAAAGGUGGUAAACAAGUGGAGACCAUCAACAGUGGUCUAAAAAUAACAGAUUUGGUUCCCAACUCACCGACAAGCACACUAGUAUCUUUAACAGGAAUUGAGCAGCUGAAUACCCUCUUUGAAGACAGCAUCAGUGGUCAAUUUAUGGGUUCUCUGAUCCAAGAGCCCACGGGCUGUGGAGAACAGAACAUGAUCGGCAUGACGCUGCCUGUCAUUGCAACUUUAUAUUUGGACAAAACCAACCAGUGGCAAGAUGUGGGCUUUGAAAAGCGUGACAAAGCUCUAGGGCACAUUAAAUCUGGCUACAACAAGGAGCUUGCAUACCGUAAAACUGAUGGAUCAUUUUGUAUUUUUCAGUCAUGGAAAAGCACCACCUGGUUGACUGCCUAUGUUGCCAAGGUGUUCUCAAUGGCCUAUAAUCUUGUGGUGCUUGAUUCUGGUGUGAUCUGCGACGCCAUCAAGUUUCUCAUUCUGAACACACAGCAACCUGAUGGGAUGUUUGUCGAAAUUGGAAGAGUGUACGAACAACACAUGAUUGGGGAUGUUGGUGGUGUGGAUUCAGAUGCCUCAAUGACAGCUUUCUGCCUUAUUGCCAUGCAGGAAUCAGAAACAUUAUGUUCUUCUUCUGUUAACUCAUUGGCAAACAGUAAAACCAAGGCAAUAGCCUACCUGGAGAGGCGUCUGCCUCGUCUCUCCAACCCCUAUGCUGUGGCAAUGACGUCAUACGCCCUGGCCAAUGAAAACAAACUCAACAAGGAGAUCCUCUACAAGUUUGCUUCUCCAGCACAACCCGUUGUGAGAUGGCUCAGUAGACAGCAGAAGGUGGGAGGAGGCUAUGGUUCAACUCAGGCUACUAUCAUGGUGUAUCAGGCUGUAGCAGAGUACUGGACACAUGCAAAAGAACCACCUUAUAGUCUGGAUUUGUCCAAAGGACAUGCCCCCAUUAUUUCCAGUUACGAGACAAACCAAGUUCUCUCCGAAAAAGAAUCUCUCAUGAUUUACCUGAAAUCGGUGUCUCACACUCGCACCGAGGAGAUCUCUUUCAGAAUUGAGCAGAAAAUGAAAGUGGGUGUUCUGCAACCAGCUGCUGUGUCUGUCUAUGAAUACUACAACAGUGAGUUUCUCCAAACAUUUGACUCAAAUAUGUGCAGUGACCAAUGA